Branchiostoma belcheri (Belcher's lancelet) is the source of this 4750-nucleotide messenger RNA. Its product is annotated as sepiapterin reductase-like. Bases 103 to 912 code for a protein of 269 amino acids. Gene Ontology annotation, biological process: tetrahydrobiopterin biosynthetic process. NCBI's taxonomy places the organism in Eukaryota, Metazoa, Chordata, Leptocardii, Amphioxiformes, Branchiostomatidae. Gene Ontology annotation, molecular function: sepiapterin reductase (NADP+) activity. The record is from RefSeq and is a predicted model, not a curated record. The transcript has 5 exons.
AGAUCAAAGUACAAAGGUUAGUUCGUUCAAAGCCCGCACCUGUUUUAUGUAAUGCUUGUGAAAUUUUCGUAGGUGCAUCUACAAGGAGUGCGAGGUGUAGUCAUGGCGUCUGCAGGUCUGUCAGGCGUGUUCGGCCCCGCUACGUUCUGCGCCGUGACGGGAGGGAGCCGGGGGCUGGGCCGGAGCAUCGCCGUGCAGCUGGCGGGGCGACUGGGGGAGGGCUCCCGCCUGGUGCUGACCGGCCGCUCGCUCCAGGGUCUACAGGAGACCAAACGGCAGGUGGAAGAGAAGAGCCGGAACCAGCUGGAGGUGAAGUUGGUGACGGGAGACAUGGAGGACACCACGGCCUACCCCGCACUGUUCUUCGACAUCCUAGCGGACGUUCAACCAGGUGCUUUUAAGAAUGCUCUGAUAAUCCACAACGCGGGAACCCUGGGCGACUUGAGAAAGAAGGCAGCGGAACAUUCUGAUGCUGAGAUUCUUAACAAGUACUACGCCACCAACCUGACGUCCGUCAUCGCUCUGACGGCCAAGUUCAUGCAGGUCUUCUCGGGCUCAGCCGUCAGACGAACUGUUGUAAACAUCAGUUCUGCAGCAGCCAUUGAACCUCUAGUCCACAACUCCCUGUACUGUAGCGGCAAGGCGGCCAGGAACAUGUUCUUCAAGGUGCUGGCUGAGGAGGAGCCCGAUGUGCGCGUGCUCAGCUACUCCCCGGGCCCGCUGGACACGGAGAUGUUACGGACAGUCAGGUCGUGCGGAGACAAACAGGUUGAAGACAGAUUUAAUGCUAUGGAGUCCAAAGGAAUGAUCUUGAGCCCGGACGAUUCUGCGAAGCACCUGCUCACCCUGCUGGAACAAGACAAGUUCAAGUCUGGCGCCUUCCUCGAUGUCUUUGAUCGCUUCUCACUGUGACUGUGAAAUAAUUUUUUUUGCUGUCCAUUUUCUGACAAGUUGUGACAAUCUUGACAAUCUAAAAAAAUGCAAGGUAGUGGAGGCAUUCGUUGUGUAAACGGUGAAGCAAAUUUCUGAGAAUUUUACCAAAAUUGCAGAGGUUGAAGAAACAUAACACAGUUGGUCCAUCACGGUUGUCCCAUAACUCGGACACUUAUACCCUCGGGCAAUGUAUCUCAUCAGCACUUCCAUUGGAUCACGGUAAUUAGCAUUGAUUUACAUUAACACAGAUAUCACAUACUAGUAAGUGACCAUUCGCAACAAUCAGCUCGUGAUUAAGACGAAGAUAAGUGGCCACUCAACUUGAUUAGAUACUGCCAUUAGAUUCGUCACAUGAUGUAUUCUUUCAAGUCACAGUGAAAGAGUUGAUUCGGUAACUCAUUUAGAUGCCAGUGCUGCAGUGAUUUUGUCAUCUGCACAGAGCAUUUCACGUUGUUUGACUUACUAGCACAUGUACUUUCAUCGCAGAAUUUGUUACGUCGUGAGUCUUUUGUUCUACUUCAUCGGGACUCGCUAGUCUACCGCUUGGAAGACCAUUGCAAGAAGUCGCGCUUCUCGCCAAUAACAUCAGAAACUUCACUGCAGAUUAUCUUGUACUUAUUGUGCAAAGAUAACACAGAUUCCAGACUGUUGCAGGGGCGUACACAGGCCAGCUCGUCGGCAACAGGACCAACCAUCCCCGCGAGGAAUUUUUCAUCACCCGGGGUUGGGCUUAGUUACCCAAGCGAGAUAUUCGUAGAAGUUUACAAUUCCAGUGCCAAAGAAACCCAGUCUACAGUUCUGGGAAAGAGAGUAGUGUAACCAUGCCCCGAAUGAUGCGGCGACGCAAGACUCUUGACGACACAAGACCAGGGAUGCCACCUCUGCCGAGAUCGAAACAACGAGUUAUUUCGAGAAGACUGCGGCCGGGCAAAGCAAAAGAACAUUUGAGACAUCCUUCCAUCUUCGUCAGGAGAAGAGAGGAGGACGAUGAUGGAGCCGACUGGGAGAGAGUUUACCUCUAUCUUCGGAGGGAAAGGGAAUAUUCACCAAGAAGACGCCGAUUCAUCCUACGGAGGAAUAGAGCCCGGCAGAACGCUAAUGCAAACGGGAAGACUUCGUGGAAGGACAUCAUGUUAACCUGCACGACGGUACUUGUCGUGGCGGUACUCGCCAUUUGUUUUCUUGCGACAACAAUGCUGCUUUCUCAGUCCAAGGCUGUUACCGACUUGUUGAGGUAGAUAUUCGCAUGUUUGUAAACUGUCAUUAUCGUUGUUAUUCACCGUCUUCGAAAGGAAAAUUAUGGUCUCUUUUUGUUGCUUGAACCCCCAAAUGUGUUCGAAAGCCUCCAGUAUCAGGGGAGCAUAGUACUGCAGUAUAUAACCAUUUAGUCAUCACAAUUAUCAGACUGUUAAUUACUUGUCACAAUGUUAAUUUUUACUCAACACUAAAAGAACUUUGGAUGGUGUGAAUGUUUCCGUAAUGAAACAAAGAAAUAGUUCAGUGAGCCUGUGUUUGUCAUUCUUAGUUGAGACUGUAUGCGCAUAACUCACACAUGUACACCCUCGCACACACGCAUGAUCGUGCACUAUAGCGGUUAUAUUUUAUGUUGCCAGACUCGGAAUUUUGGGGUCCUGAGUUCGAAUCCAAAUGGGACUUGUUCUGUGGCCUAUGCAUUCAAGCACAAUUUGCACCCAUAUAAUGUGGAUACAGGGGGAGAAUCUUCGAUAUUAAGUCACUGCCCUACUCUGCUGAGGCCAUGGAACCAGUAACCUUCAUGACACCAAGCCACUCACAGGUUUAUUUCUUACGAUUUAAUAAAAAAAUGUCCCCUUACAUUUGACUGUACAAGGCAUACCCAAGCCAUAUCAUGGCAAAUGCUGUUUAUGCCACCCCCUCUCUCUCUCUCCAUCACAAACACAUGUAGCAACUUAAUAUCCAACUAACCAAAUGUAAAUAUAAUAUAGAAAUUUGAGAACUUAGACAUCAAUACUCCCACUAGCAUUUGCAGCUACAACAUAAAACUCCACUUUCCUAGUGUUAUUGAAAGUGCACUGAUAACAUACAAACCAUGUAUAAGUUAAUGCAUUAAAAUAGAUAUCAAGUUGGUUACAUAUAGAACUCUGCUACAUGGAGUUCUAUGUAAGUUUGUUGUUGUACAUUAACUUGAUUGCAAAGCAAUGAAUAUAACUUACAAUGUUUAUGGCAACAAAUAUUUCAGCAUGACAGAGAUUAUUACUGUGAUGAAGGCUUUGCUACACUUACUUACACAUACAACAAACUUCUCAACACAAAAGAACAGCUUUUUGUGAAAACAGAUGGGCAGUUACAAUGCAUUACACGGAACACUACCUCACAUCACACAUUUUUUUCUUCCUCUUUCUUCCCACGUCUACCUAGCACCUGCAUUCUCCCAAUGGACAUGUUUACAAGUGGUAGUGAAACAAACCAUCAACACGUUAACUGAAACAUCAUGCACUCCCCAAAACAUGGCACUUUUCUGGAUAAAACAUUUCCUGGAUAAGUUCUUUGUACACCACCAGAUAAUUGAUACCUAGCCAACAUUUUGAUAUUUAUCUGUCAGAUAGAAGAAAACAUCGGGUAGAUGUUAACUCUCUGGUUGUGUAUAGAGAACUUCAUUCUCCAGUGAUUUACAAACCUGAUGAAACCAUUCUUAGAAUCAACAAUCCUUCACUGUUCAACCUGACAACUGUUCCCUGUACAUUACAAAAGAUUCUAAAUAGGACCUUACAUUCAUGUAAAAAAGGUUUAGCUGUAUUUCUAAAGACAGACAGUUAAAAUCUUCCUACACUGAAGUCUACUUCCUGGAGUCUGGUUGUGCCUUCAUGUAAUAUAGCAUAUCACAUCUGUUCUAAGCACAGGCUAUUAAAUAUCUUGCACCAGAAACUUACAAAAUCACAUUAGGUUCUUAUCUAGGAACAUGAUUUUCCACCUUAUAUCCUCCACUUAAUUACUCCAUUAAACAAAAAAUGUCAUGCCAACGUGACCUGAUGCUAUCCUGCUUACAAAGAUGACUUAUUAGUGACUAAGUUAUCCAAACAGACAACUCUAAACCCUUACAACAAAGUACAUGACUCCAUUCCCUAGUCAAGCACUAAUAGUAUACAAAUAUCACACAAGUACUAAGUACAGGAAGACAUACAAUGUAUAGUACUACACAACAACAUACCAAUUGAAAGGACUACAUUUGUAGAUGUUAUAAUACAUGUAGUAUGCUUCAACUCCUGUACAAUGUAUGUUAAGGUGAACUCUAUAGCUACUUGCAUUUUACCUUCUUUGUAGAACAUUUAAAUCAACUAUUACAGCAAAUAUACUUCAAGUUUGGGUAACUAAAAACAUGCAAUUUAGACAUGGCACUACUGUUGUUAAAACGCAGUUCUAAAAUCUGCUGCAGCCACCAAGGCUUAAGAUAUUUACAUAGUUUUGCACACAGUAUUGCUUCCUUCUUGGCGCUGGCAUCGCUAGAAAGGGUCUCAGUGCAAAUGGAAUCUUUGGUUUUCAUUCCUUUUUUUACAAUUCCAGAUCUUCAGUGCAUGAUACAAUGGCACGUUAUACUGAGUAUAAUAUGAUCUUUGAAUUCAUAACAAAUGAUUUGAUGAAUGAAUGGCUAGGAAAAAAGCCUCAAAGAUGGUUCUUUUAAAGACUGGAGGACAAUGUCUCCAUGUAAGUAUAAUUUAACUUUGACUAACCAGUGGGCUUUGAAUAUCUCCAAUUCUGCAAAGUUGAUGGCACUUUUUGUACAUCUGCCCACUGCACCAAGACUACAACAUAUGGCUUGGGUUAAAUCCCCCAAACAUUG